Molecule: messenger RNA, 939 nt
Organism: Aureobasidium pullulans EXF-150
Lineage: Eukaryota; Fungi; Ascomycota; Dothideomycetes; Dothideales; Saccotheciaceae
Product: glycoside hydrolase/deacetylase
Exons: 7
Coding region: 1-939 (312 amino acids)
Biological process (GO): carbohydrate metabolic process
Molecular function (GO): hydrolase activity, acting on carbon-nitrogen (but not peptide) bonds
Source: RefSeq, a predicted model, not a curated record
AUGGGCAAGAAAAGAGUUCUCGUCGGUUAUGGUGUCGAUAUCGAUGCUGUUGCUGGCUGGCUUGGCAGCUAUGGCGGUGAAGACUCCACUAGCGAUAUUAGCAGAGGCAUCUGGGCAGGGACACACGGCACUAGAAGACUACUCAAGCUUUUCGACAAAUACGACAUCAAAGCAAGCUGGUUCAUUCCUGGACAUACACUCGAAACCUUUCCAGAAGACUGUGCGGCUGUCCGCGAUGCCGGCCACGAGAUUGGACUCCAUGGUUAUAGCCACGAGAAUCCAGCGGACAUGACAUUUGAGCAACAAAAAGAUGUCCUUGACAAGACAUUUAAGAUGCUUACAGAGUUCUGCGGUAAGCCGCCUCGAGGUAGUGUUGCUCCAUGGUGGGAGACAAGCAAAGAAGGCACUGAGCUUCUCCUCUCUUACGGCAUCGAGUAUGACCACUCCAUGAGUCAUGAAGACUGUCAGAUGUAUUGGCUUCGAACUGGCGAUACAUGGACAAAGAUCGACUACUCCAAGAAAGCUGAGGAUUGGAUGAAGCCUUUGAUCAAGGGUGAAGAAACAGGUCUCGUUGAAAUCCCUGGAAGCUGGUACAUUGAUGACUUGCCGCCCAUGAUGUUUAUCAAGAACAGUGCGAACAGCCAUGGCUGGGUCAAUCCCCGAGACAUCGAGGAUAUAUGGAAAGACCAUUUUACAUACUACUACCGAGAGUUUGAUGAGUUCAUCUUCCCCAUGACUAUCCAUCCUGAUGUCAGUGGUAGACCUCACGUUCUUCUGAUGCAUGAACGCAUAAUCGAAUUUGUCAAUUCACACGAGGGCGUCGAGUGGGUGACGUUUGAGCAGAUGUCGGAUGAGUUCAAAAGCAAGAAUACUCCGCCGGCUGGAGGUCUGAUGCCUGCAAGCCGCGAGGAAGCAAUGCGGAAAGCUAAGAGCUCAUGA